AUGGCGAUGAGUAAUGACGGCUCUUCCUCUGGAGAAGAUCGUGAAGCCGCUGAAGUAACGCCGGCGUCUUUCCAUGUGACUACGACACCACUCCAACCCGCUUCAAUAGAAACUAUCAUGGUGCGCCUUGCGCAGCAAGAUGCAGCCCAGAAAGCGGCGAUCGACCAAAUCGCAGUGCUCACAAAGAUCUUAGCCCCCCUCGCUGCGAAUGUGGAAGCUUCGAUGGCGCAGUACCUAAGACAUCUGUUUAACACAGAGAGAGCGACUGGCGCAGCACCAACGCAAACUGCCAACCAAGAUGUCGGCGAUGAUGAUGUGGCCCAAACCCCGGUGGGUCUUGAUGCGCAGACGAUAAACGAGCUUGCCGCGCCGAAACAGUCGGUGCUGGAUAUAAACUCCAAGAUUCAUCAUGUCACCACGUCCGCCCCUCAGAUCGAGCGAGUCCUAGCAGAAUCUCUCCGGAUACCGUUCACCGAAAAGAUAACGAAGGUCCGCCUCCGAAAGAUGGAAAAGCUCCGUCUUCCAACCUUCGACGGUGUAUCCGACCCUUCUGCUCACGUCACAUCCUUCAAUAUCGCGAUGCGACGCGCGAACCUCUCUGAUGAGGAAAAAGACGCCGGCUUUUGUCAACUUUUCGUCGAAACCCUAGAAGGUAUCGCUCUUAACUGGUUCACCGGUCUUCAGGAGAACUCCGUUGAUAGUUUUCACGACCUCUCGACGGCUUUCCUCAAAAAUUACAUCAUGUUCACUCGACAAGAAGCCACCGCCAUGGAUCUUUGGAAUCUCAACCACGCGAACGGGCAGAGCUUGAGAGAUUUUAUGGAGAAGUUCAAAUCCAUUGUCUCGAAAGUCGACGUACCAGAUCAUAUAGCCGUGGAGUCGUUGAUGAACACCCUCCACAUUAAGUCACCAUUUCGGGCUGAUCUUUACCGAAACCCGACGAGAUCAGUACCGGAUGCCAUCGCUCGAUCCAAUAACUUCAUUCGAAUGGAGGAGGAUACUAGGGCCAAGGCGGCCAAAGAAGCUGCAGGGAAACAGACUCCCGCCCGGACGAACGACGCUCGUCAAGAACCGCGCCAACAUUCCACAAGUGGCAAGCCUAACCAGAAGAAGGGCUACAUGAAUGCUAUAGACGACGGCGAACCAUCGGGUUCCGCCGCAAUGGCGCGAGAGAAGGGGUGGAAUCAUUGGGAUCGAGAUACCAGCCAGCCAAAGUCGAGCUCCCCCGAACCAGCAAACUCGAACGCCGUCGAGCUGAGUAAAUGGUGUUCCAAUCAUGAGGUCAAAUCACAUGAUACGAAGGAUUGCAAAGUAUUAUACGGACACUUCCUCAAAUCCAUCGAAAGCGGGAAAAUCGAGAUUGAAUCUCCGUAG
This is a messenger RNA of Brassica oleracea var. oleracea, 1374 nucleotides long. RefSeq lists its product as uncharacterized. The record is from RefSeq and is a predicted model, not a curated record. The transcript has a single exon. The coding region runs from base 1 to 1374 and encodes 457 amino acids. Lineage: Eukaryota; Viridiplantae; Streptophyta; Magnoliopsida; Brassicales; Brassicaceae.